AUGACAUAUUCUUUUGUGAUAUUGCUUUUGAAAUUACGAUUUGCAUAUGCAACAAUUUGUGGAAGUCAAAAUGGAACAUUGAUAUGCUGCCAUGGGUACAAGUGGGAUGAUAUCUUAGAGAAAUGUACACUCUGCAAAAAAGGAUUCAUUGGAACAAACUGUGACACAAUGUGUGUUUAUCCUUCUUAUGGAUUAGACUGUCAGUCUUCAUGUAACUGCAUUGCCAAUCAAUGUGAUCAUGCCAAUGGGUGCAAGCACCAUACAAAAGACCUUUCACAUGAGUCUACAACCAAUGAAGAAACGACACAUUUUGAACUGUUAACAAAAGAACCUUUCCACGUAAAAGCCAACACAGUAAAGGCUGCAAGUACCCCAACAACGCACAUCGUAUAUUACAAAAGUACCAUGACAAAGAUAAAACCAAUGACAAUUGGAACAAUCAUUCUUGCAGUAGUGUGUUUCAUUUUAAUAAUUGUGAUUUUGUAUACUUAUCAGAUGGAAAAUUCCAAUGUUUACUUUAAAUAA
Messenger RNA from Magallana angulata, 525 nucleotides. RefSeq lists its product as uncharacterized. Bases 1 to 525 code for a protein of 174 amino acids. The transcript is spliced from 5 exons. The record is from RefSeq and is a predicted model, not a curated record. Lineage: Eukaryota; Metazoa; Mollusca; Bivalvia; Ostreida; Ostreidae.